AUGUCUGUGGGUUUGCAUAAAUAUUGUUCUGAAGGUGGCUGGAAUAACAACCCUGACGCCAGCCAGUUCAAGUACAUUUUCCGGAAGCUGAUGGCCAGGUGUGGGGUUGUUAAACCAAGCAGCAAAGGCAAUGUGACAGCACAGGAUGACACAGAGUCCCUACCAGCUGAUCAGUCUGCUGUUCAGUCCUACCACAUAGACACAUCUACCAACCUGUCGGCUGUAGAAAUGUCCUCUGCAGAAGGAGAAGAUCUCCCUUCCCCGUUUGCAGACAUUCCUGCCCUUGUACAAGACCACAGCUAUCUUCCCAAGAAGUUUGAUGGUCUUGUGGAAAAUGUGCUUGUGUACAUUUCAGGAUUUGUGGUGCGACGCACACUAAAAAAGCUUUCCUGUGAUGUCUGCCGGGCAAGCCUGUUGAUGGAUGCUGAAUCUGCCAGUAAGGACCAGAGCUACCAUCUGCUGACGCUGAAAAACAAUGGAGGUCUUGUCAUCCCAUCAGCAGGCACCGUGAAGGUCGUCAGGGCAGCAGAGUGGGUUGUUCGGCAGGCAGUAGCAGAUUCCAGGAGAUCGCAACCCAUCAAACUGUUGGAGGUCCUCUACAUGGUGAGGAAGAGGAUAGGUGGAGAGGAUGUGUUUUUGCUCGGGGAGCACAUCACUGACACGCGAUAUGGCAUUGACAGUCACCACCAUACACUCUUGACUCUGGUUGUGUCCCUCUUCUUCAAGCUAAGGCUGCAGCACAUUGCGAAAAUGUCAACGCUUAGCUUGCAGAAAGACAGUGUGAGACAGAAGCUCACAAAAACUGUCCUUUUCAAAGGGCAGUAGCGCAAACUAUUUGUGCACUUAAAGGAUGGGUUUUCAACUGGUGGUCUGUUUAGUUUGCUACUCUUCUUUCAUGUUUGCAUGUGAAUGAGUGGUGUAUGAGUGUGUGCGUGAAUGGGUGAAUGUGGGGCUUUGUAAAGCGCUUUGGGCACCAAGAUGGUGUAGAAAAGCGCUAUGUAAGUUCAGACCAUUUAAGAGAGAGGAGGAGAGGGAGGGAGCUGUAUUGAUUAUAUUGUAUUGAU
Molecule: messenger RNA, 1064 nt
Organism: Paramisgurnus dabryanus
Lineage: Eukaryota; Metazoa; Chordata; Actinopteri; Cypriniformes; Cobitidae
Source: RefSeq, a predicted model, not a curated record